GCUCAUUUUGACUCACUCAUAACCUGUGCCAAAAGCUCGUCUUAUUCGAAGAAUUUGCAAGGGAUAUCUUAAAGCUUCACACAUCUAAAAGACAUUGAACACUAAAGUUUGUGUUUGUGUUUCAAUAUCACAUUGGACAGGUCAAGAAUAAUUAUGUGGUCCGCAUGAUGUACAAACAGGUUACUUAUUGUGAAUAUAAUGGAUGAACUGGUAACAGAUAAAGGACAACACAAUUGGAUAAAAGCGGUUCUUGCCUUACUAUGCGCAAAAUUAGUACUUUUACCUUUUAUGAAAAAACAGUGCGAAAUACAGUACUCAAAUAGUAAAACAUGUGUCAACAAGUUUUGCAAAUUGUCUACUUAUUCGUGCAACACAUGUGUGAUUGAAACAUUGAAACCGUACCACGAAACCAACUCUUGUCCACUAAGGGCUCGGUACAGAAGGGGAAUCAAACAUUGCAAUUGUAUGACAAAGAAAACAAUUGCAUGCCCUAUGGAUAGCUCGUGCAGUGUUUUAUAUGAUUUGAUUUUAAAGGAUCACAAUGAAUUAGAACCGAAAUGGACCAACUCAGAAUGUAAAAAGUGGUACUUAAAUGGAUGGGAGCAAUUGAAAUGUUUCAUACAGAUACCUGGAUAUAAGGACAGAAUCAAUAUUGAAGACGCUGAUAUAACAGCGUAUGUUCAAAUUUGCGUAAAUAAUAUAAAGAUAAGACAACAUCUUGGAGCAGAUUUGGAUAUACUUGAAAAGGUUCGUCAAGAUCGCAACGAUAUUUUCCAUUCGGGUACAUGUAGUCUACCUGACGAAUCUCUAAAAAGGGUUGUUGCAAACGUAAAGGACAUGCUUAAAAUGCGAACACUUAAUACUUUCCAAUCAGAAAUAAAAUCCCAGUUUGAUGUUUUGCAGAAGUUGGAGCAAUUCCAAAUUGAAGUUAACGUUGGUCAUGAAAUACAAGCCCACAAAGAAGCACUGAGAUACAUAAAUGAAACAAUGCAAUAUAUCAAAGAAUGCACACAUACCAACAACGUAAAUACAGACCAACUACGAGUGCAAGUUUCACAAUUAGCGCUUCAAGAAGAUCAGCACAUGAGAUUCAUUAAAGAAUGCUUCAGUAAAAUUAAACGUAAUAUGGAUACAAUGAAACUAUCUUACGAAAGGUCUGCCAGCGUUCUGAUGGAACACUUGAAAGAUGUGAGCAACAUAACACAAGCUGUAUCGUCAAAACCAGAAGCUUACGAAAGCCUUUUAAAGGAACUUGUAGAAUGCAAACAAGGUAUUUGUGGACUCGAGGUGGUAACACGUGACAUACACGACACUGUAAAAUCCAAUGAGAAGACAACAUCAGAAACAAACGCAUGUGUCAAACGGAUGCUACUUGAAAUGGAGGAAUUGAAGACUAGCUUACAAGUGAACGAUAUUCAAGUGAAACAAAUGGCAAAUGUACAGAAUGCUGGUGGAAAAUGUGGAUAUACUGUCAAAAUACCUGCUGCACCGCUUCAUGGAAGUUUGCGAUCGCCACGUAUUCCUGACGCCUCACUACAAUACCGCAAUGGAAAAAAGACAAGGUUCCGAGAGUACGACGUGAACAGGAAAAACAGGGUGAUCGCAGAAAAGAAAAGCAUGGACCAAAAGUCAAUGACACGUGUGGAGAAAGAAAAGCAGCACAAGCCUUAUCAACUCUAAAACAUGAUCAAGGUGAUGUCUCGAUAACAAAUUCCUGCGUAGUUUUGAAAUUCAAAUGCCAAGUGAAUCAGGAUAUAAACCCAGAUUUCGUCUGCGGUCAGUUUCAUGCUGGAGAUCAUUAGCGCAUUCUACACGGCAGACGGCACAUACUUUGUGUAUAACCAAAUUAGAACUGCCAAGGCAAAGGAAAUAUCGCGAAGUCAAUAUUACUCCAAUACGGCAGUAAAUUGUCUCUUUAACCGGGCGACGAUAAUCAAAUUCAGAUUCAUUUGAAACCAAACAAUUGGACAUAAUACAAUAUGAAUGUGUGCAAAACGUAGUAAAGGAAAUAAGUUUUAAGCAAUUAACAGAUUUGAAAUACCACGACUAAGGCCGAAAGUUUGUGCAAGUCGUCAACAAACCAUCUAUACGAAAUAACAUACACGCUUUGUAUUGUUUUUCAGUAUUAGUUCUUAAGCAAGACAGUUAUACCACACAACUAUUGGUUCUAUAUCUUCUCUGUACGAAAGUCUACUAAAUUAAGAUAUAGCAAUUUAAUGUAUGGUUGAACAAGUUUGUUUGAUACAUGUAUUAUUAUGUUAUUGUUGCUUCCCUGCUUCCCUUUUUUAUUCUUUUGCAUGAAUAUGUAUGUGGUACAUUUGCCCAAAUUGUACUUUUGCAUUUGAAAUUUACAAUAUUGGAAUAGUCGAUACGGAUUAGAAUUGUAAAUAAGUUUUACUUUAACAAUGUCGAAAAGGUGUAUAAUAAAUUUUUAACGGUAACACUUGAAAACAUAUUAUUAGUUACGAAUUAUUGUUGUAUAUGUGUUAUGUUUUUUAUGCAUCAUGUUAAUUUAUUGAUUGUUACGUUUUGGUUGAUUAUUUAAUAGUUUGUUUGAGUCAGUUACUACAAAUGUAUCAUGCCACCGCGUUGAUUGUGCCUGAUAUAACGUUGCCUGAUAUAUUUUCAUAUCAUGGUCAACAGAAAGUCCUUAUAUCAGUAUUGUGUGGAGGAUGGUCAUAUUACUCGGAAUCAACUAUAACGCAAUCAUUUUUAGUAAAAUAGAAUCAGAUACAACAGAACAAACUAUUUGAUACCAAAUGUAAUGCAACAUCCAUUUGUUAUUCUAAGUAUUUUAGGAUGUUGUAAUAAAUGAUGCUGUCUGUGAUAUUUAAAUUAUUUCUUACGAAUUUUCAAUAGUGUAUUUUUAGGAACUCAUAAUUAAUAAUUAUAUAUGUGAUAUUUAAAGUAUCAAAAUGAUCUGAGAUAUAUUUGCAUAGUAUUUAAUCUAUUUAUUUAAAUGAUGUUGAUCUUUUUUUAUGCCAUUUAGUUUAUUAUUUGUGUCAGUGCCACUCUGUGUCAUGCCACCAGCACAAAGGACCACAAUGGAAAUAUGGGUUUACUCAUUUUUGUGUUAUCCUUGGUGUUGGUGUGUAUGUCAUGGUAUAUUAAGUUUCAUGUAUGUGAUAUUUGUAUGCAUCGUACAUGUUGUAAAUGCCCAUGUAUGCAUUCCUUGUCGAAAUUAAUCUAUCUAUCUGAGAUGUAAUAUAUUUUAAACACAAAAUGCAACACAAACAACACAACACACUUUUUACAAAUAUUAAGCGCUUAUGCCAUGACGUCAUUAUUAACAUGUCAAAGACAAAAGUCAUAUUCUUUCGUGCUAAAACUGCAGCUUUUUAGCGUUUUUUAUCAUCAUGUCUUUAAAAUCGGGGACGUAGAGGUAUGAUAAACAGAAAAACAAGUUAUUGCCUGAGCUUUUUGUAAUAUAUUCGGCUCGGCAAGACUCGCCGUUAUAUUAUUCUAAGCCUUGCCUGAUAUAUUACAAAAAGAUCAGGCAGUAUAUCUAGCUAUCAGGGUUAGAUUAGUCAAUGAUUAAUAUCCAACACUGUAAUGAAGAAGAGCUGAGAAGAUUUGUUUUCUAAAUCACCUGCUUAAUAGUUUCAAAUUACACAAUUUUAAAGGUCUUUUGAAGAAAUACAAAACAUGGUUUUACUCUUUCCAUUUCUAAAGUUGUCAAAAUCUGAAGAUAUGCGUUAAUAUUGAUUAGUGUAUUAGAUAUUGAAAGUAUCUUUAUUUGUAAAUACUAUUUUAUUGACGUUUAUUAAAAUAUUAAACAAAUUUACUAUGUUAUUAUCCAGGUUUAAAAAUGGGUAUUUGAUGAAAUCUGUAUAGUAUUAUUCCGUGUAAUCUUUUAAAAUAUAUUAAAAGAGAGAUACAGCCCAUUUUUUUAAUCAAGCUACUAAAUUGAGAUAACUAUGUGAUGCAAAUAAUAUAUAUUUCGUCAUUUCAGCUACAUUCGAAAGAACCCAAAAUUGACAGAUUGAGGAAAGAACUAUUACAUGCACCUAACGUUUUGCAUGCAUAUUAAAAUAUUUUAAAUAUGCUCAAUUUAGAAAUACAUGUACAAGUAUAAACAAAUGCGAAGUUUGUUAAAAAUUGAAAAAGCAAAACUGCUAGGAUGAUGAAUUAAUAAAAUCCUCAUUUCAAUACUCAGUCAGCGAUAUCUCUCCGGAUGUAUUUUGGUCACAAAUAUGUGUCACGCGUACGUGCUAGAAAAAUACAACUUAAUAGCCGUAUUUAUCAGCUUGAUUAUUUCCCUCUUUGUUUUUAUUGAUAAAGUGGCAAAACACUCCUAAAAGUAAUAUGUGUAUAUACUUUGUACUAUAGUUUGUACUAAUUCUAACAAAGCACAUGUUGUAUUGUUUGUUUGUUUGCUAUAACGGGCUUAACAACGGGUGUUCUCAAUAUCGCAGGUAAAUGUUUGAAUGUUUUGUUCUUGAGAUGUUUUUUAUUGCUAUAUAAGUAUGUUAGUCAUGUGAAAAAAUGCAUUAGGAUUUGACUAAUGAUCAAAAUGUUAUAAAUAUGUAUUAGCAAAUAGACGAACAAUAAGAAGAACAACGGACUAUGUAAAGUUACCUAUUUUAUUACUAACCCUUACCAAAAUGACUUACUCCCGCUUAUAUGUGGCUUAUAUGCGAAGUAUAAGGGAGUUAUAUGCGAUUAAUAAACCGCUUAUAAGUCGCAUAUAAGCAUUCAAAUAUCUUGAAUAAGCGAGACAUAAGUCUAAGGCAGUUAUAAGCGAGAUGUAAGUCAAGAAAUGUUUCGCAUAUAAGCGGAUUAUAUGCGGUUUAUAAACUGCAUAUAACUCCCUUAGAACAUAGCCAAAACUAUCCACUUUUUUCUUUCGCUUAUAUGCGGCUUAUACAUCGCUUAUACGCCGCUUAUACAUCUAAUCCAAGCCUCAAACAGACCAAUCAGUUGAUUGACAUUUUUGUUACAUGACCCAAAUUGAUCAAUCAGAUCAACAACAAGUUUGAAAUUUUCAGUCAAACACUGGUGUGUGCCUUUUUAAUGAUUUCUAACAAUGAUGCCCCAUAAAGAGGUAAAUAUAUAAAUCUUUCUAAUCAGAUACUGUUCAUGAUGUGUAUUUUAUUGUAAUUUUACAAAAUAACACAUUCAUUUUGAUGAAUAAGGUAUUAAAUUAGGACAUAGACAUGCCACAUUUUGUCAAAAAAGGGUGGUGUAAUGGUCAGUGUUUUCUUGAAAACAAUGUCAUAAACUCAAUAUAAUAAUUGGUAAGAUUUAUCUAUUCUAUUAGAUAAAAUAAUGAUAUUUAACGUUUGAAUGACGUCUGUCUGAUUGAUAAAAUGUUAUCUUGACCUUGAGUUUUAUGCGUACGUGACGUAUUCGUUGUAAAAAUGUAAGAAAUUGUAUUUGUUGUAAAUGAUGUUUGAUCGCCGGUUAAGUGACAAAUGCUAUUGUAAGUUAUUACUCCUUUUCUAAAUAUAUUUUAAACUUUUAUUGGUUGCAAUACACUCGUUGAAGGCUUAUCUUUUUGUUUAUGUAACAUUUAAAGCAUGACAACUUGAAUAAAUGGAGUUUAUGACACAAUAAUUGUUGACAGCUUCCCCACCCACUUGCAGGUGUGAUGAACCCUUAAACCGAUAAAGCAGCAACAAUUUAUGUUGCUGUGAUCGGUAAAAGUUUUCCGGCAUUUACCAUUUUUUAGCUCUACUGACUGGCCGAAAGCCGGAAGAACUUAUGUGAUGGUAUGGUUUCUCUCGUCCGUCCGUGGGUCCGUGCGUCCGUCCGUAUAAGCUGCUUAUAUGCAAACUGCUCAAUUUUUUAUAGCUCGCAUAUACAUUGCUUAUAUGGCGCAUAUAAGCGGCUUAUAUGCAAACUGCUGAAUAACUUUAUAGUCCGCUUAUAAACCGCGUAUAAAUCGCAUAUAACUCCCUUAUACCCCGUUUAUAUGUAUCCAAUUUUUAUAUGCGGUUUAUACGUCGCUUACAUCUCAUUUGCAUGUAAAAUCCAAACAUGCGGGUUAUAAGCGACUUAUAUGCCAAACUUGUAAACCGCGUAUAUGCGACAUAUACUUUUUUGGUAAGGGAAUAGCUGGCAUUCUUUUUUGAUUGGUUUAAUUGGGUUGAUACCUCGCUUUGCCGCAUAGAAAAUGCUUUAAUUGUUUAUUAUGUUUAAUUGGCAAUCAAAUCAUGCUUUUAACUACAAUGAUAUGAACUUAUCUGAAUAAUUUAUUCAAUUUUAUAAUUUAAUUUGCGCUAUUAUUAAAACUAUAAACUUUUCCAUAAAACUCAAGCGCGCGUAAUGUAGUUGCUUGAUUAGCGAUAACGUUUUGAUUGUGUCAUAUACGCAACAACAUUUAAAUUAAGUCAAUAUUUAGUCCUUUAAAGCGGGUAUAUACGAUCUUGUCAAAUAUUUAUUAAUUAAUAUAAAAUGUGUAAAAAAAACUUAUUAUACAUAUAUUUCAAUAUAAACUAGAAUAAAAGUUUAGAAGAACAUGUGUCGAAAAGUGCUAAAUAAGCAAGAUAUUUAAUUCUGAAAUCGAAAAAGGCUGUACAGCCGAAUUCGCCAGCAUGCAUAUCAUGCAUAUACGAUGUGAAUCUAAAUUUAGUUUAACGGUUCAUUUGAAAUUCCUGCAGCAAUAUCGAUUCAUACGACACACGAACACUUACUUAAAAGACGAAUGCAUCGGUUAUUGUUGGAAAAUAUGUACGAAUAAUCUUCGUCACAAUCGGCCCGGGACGCUAAUUUGUAUUUGCUGCAUUUUAUGAAAUUCGUCUUAAAUGUAUUAUUGUUAUUGCAUAUUGUGUGUUAUUUUAACAUAUUUGCAUCAAUAUAUAACAAUUAAACACACAUAUAAAUCGUAUAAUCUCGCUUUAAACAAGUCUGUUAUAACGUUUACAUUUUUCAUCUUAAAAAGAAGUGGUAUGUCACUAUGAUAUGUUUGUUUGCUUAAAUCUAACAUGCUAUAAUCAUUAUGUGUUGUAUAUACAUUUCAUAAUUCGAAUUGCUUUAAAUUUGAUUCAAACAUUUUUUCAUGUUUGUAUUACUUUAAAUGUUGAUUGCUACUGUUAAGUUGUUAAGCAGUUUGUAA
Messenger RNA from Dreissena polymorpha, 7057 nucleotides. RefSeq lists its product as uncharacterized. The transcript has 9 exons. Bases 199 to 1680 code for a protein of 493 amino acids. The record is from RefSeq and is a predicted model, not a curated record. NCBI's taxonomy places the organism in Eukaryota, Metazoa, Mollusca, Bivalvia, Myida, Dreissenidae.